UCUCUCUUUAAAUAUUGGGGAACUUUGGGACCACUCCUCUUGUUACUGUUUCUGUGGAAAACUCCAGGCUGCAGAAGACCCACCAUGGCCACGUCUCCCCUCAAAGACUUCCUGGUUACAUUUUUGAUGCCAGAAAAAUGUUACGACAGGAUUUUCGUCAACUUUCUGUUGGACGUCACUUGUUUAAAGAUUAUACUGAAGAGUAUCCUGGGAUUAUGGAUCAUCACGGACACGUUUUUUGGUCAGCUGCCUCAGCUGAUAAAGAUACUGUGGAGAGGAAGUGCAGAGGGUCUGAGUCUGACCGCCGGCCUGCUGCAGCUUUAUGCCUUCUCAUGUCCUGUUGUGUACGCAGUCGCCCACAACUUCCCACUAUUUGCCUGGGCUGAGAGGUUCAUCACAUUGACUCAGACAGCAGUGAUCAUCUUCCUCAUUCUGCAUUAUCGAGGUGAAACCCUCAAAGGAUUGUUGUUGCUUCUAGGUUACGGUGGUUUAAUGUUCCUCCUGGGCUCCUAUACUUCCAAAGCAGUUGCCUCAGUGCUGCAUGCCUCCAGUCUGUCAGGAAUAAUUGCAAGCAAGGGUGUCCAGGCUAGGACAAACUACUGUAAUGGUCACACAGGACAACUCUCCACCCUGUCGCUGUCUCUAUCAGCAUUGGGCUCUCUGGGUUUCCUCUAUUUGUCUCUGCAGGAUACAGGAAGCUCAUUACAGACUCUGUCACAUGCACUGUCAGCCAUCCUCAGCUGUUUCCUACGGGCUCAGGUUUACUACUACAGCACCACAAUCACAAAUAAGGAGAAGAGUGAGUAGAGGAGGUGAAGGAUGAGAAAAAAGGACAUUCACAGGUUUAAAGCCUGUCAUUCAAGAUAUGUUUGAUGGUUUUGUGACAUAAUCUGGAUUUACAAUGACUACAAAUGCAGCACAAAAGUAGCAGGAAAUGUUUACAAGAUGUUUUUGUGCCAACAAGUUUGUUUACUAUGGUCAGCACUCUCGUUAUGUAAUUUGGUACUUUGAUAUUUUGCUUUUAUGGUGUUUUAAUGAUAAAGGAGAAAAUCUGUCUCCCUCUAGUGAAAUAUAAAAGAAUCUCAACAACUGUAAGUGCCUGAGUGUUGUUCAGUUUCCUCGGUAUGUAGUUUACUUUCUUUUUAACCACUUUAAGUUUUUGUUUUCAGAAAAUGUCAGAAUUGAAACUCCAGCCUUUUAGUCAUUUUAGUCAACUACAAACUGGCUAACUAUGGACGUCAGUGGUAAGGUGCUAUAGAGGGGAAGCAUACAGCAGUCACGAUCACACCCACACAAACUCCUCUCAGAUCACGUACUUUCACUUUUCACUUCCUUUGCUGUGGCAGAGUAAAAUCAUGCUGAUGAUGCAUCCAUGUCAUGAGAUUUACUGCAGCAGUGCUGACUUGAGAAAUGUUCCUGCCAAAACUCAAAAAGGUAAUUCUAGUUGGACUAAUGACUGCACAGCCUUGAGUUUUUCCAUAUGGCAGCAAACGCUGUUUCCCUAUUUCUUUUACAUCCAUUUUAAUGCUCCAGUAAAAAGUUUUUACUGUUUGUGGAAAAGAAAGGAAUGGCUCUGUAGCAAACAAGACUGAUCAUUUCCAAAUGGUAAUUAUUAAUCCCUGAAACCGCUGCCACAGGGUAGGUGUGAAGCAAGCACACUGGUAGAAAAACCUGUUUUCCAUUUUCUGUAAAGUCAGUGGCUUGAUUUACUGUUAUGGGAGGUUAAGAUUGUUUUGUUUAAAAAGACAGCUCAUGCACACACACAAAAACAUGGGCAAAAUCAAUACAAACCAAAAGUUCAGAUCUGAGGUCAUUGUGUGCCAUGAAUGAGCCACAAGGUUGCUGUGAAAAUUUUUUACUAGUGCAGCUCCUAAACAGCUCACUGGGGCUCGAGGACUAUGAGCUUUUGUCCAUUAUCUUUCCUGCUGCUCUCAGAGAUGAACAGCUUCACAUCACAAACACAACACUUCAUGAAAAUAUAAAGCAAAUCUUAAAAAGUGCAUUUUUAAAAUUAAUUUUAAGACAAACUAUCUCAUUCUAUGUAUGGUAAACCAAGCCGCAAUGGUUGGUGUACUUUAAGACCAGCAGAUUUUUAUUGUGAAAUGAGAAAUCUUAAAUCAAGCAAGCUGUUUUCCAUUACUCUUUAACAAUAGAAAAACAAGACAUAAAUCAAGAAGGGUUUGUUUUUCAUUGCGUUGUUUUUAUGCUGCAAUGGAAAAAAAGGAAAGAAAAGAAAAUGGAACAAUGGGAUUGUAGCAUUCAUUUUUUCCUAUCUGUGUGACCGGGUUGCAGGUGUUGUGCUCAAAAAAGCAUGCUAUGAAUUCUGUGCCCCUCGCCAGAGUGCACAUCGCUUACUGUGAAAAAUAGAGAGCAUACAGGCUGGUGCUUCUUUAAAAAAUGAAGCAUGUGAUUCUCAGUUGUUGACCGUGAAAUACACUGACCCAUAAUCACCUGAAAAGUCUGUUUUUUCCAUCAUAAAUUAAGAAAUCAAUCCAUUAUCUACUGUGUAUCCCCUUCAGGCUCACUCGGUACUUCAAGAUUCUACGAGCAAAAAAAUAAGUCCUGAAUUUCUUAUGAUGGCGAAACUUAUAACAUUUUAUUAUUACAUACGAUUCAAUACUUUGGCAGGGAGUUUUGCUCAUUAUGAGCAAUCCAGGUCUUAUUUUUCGCCUGAAAAAUCUCAAAAUAAGAUUUUUACCUGGACUUGUCAUGUAGAAACACAAUUAAAAUACAAAAGAAAAAAAAACCCAGUAUAACAGGUAACAAAUAAGAGACAACAGGUAAGGUAGUUUAAUAGGCAACAUCUAUAAAUAUUUUAUCAUAAUAUAAAUGGAUGGAUGAAUUGUAUGUGUACAAGGUAGGUGGAGGGACUGUAUACAUUAACAGAUUUUUAAAGUUUUGUAUUAUCACCAAAAAAUAAAACAGAAGGACAUUUUCAUUAGGUAAGGAUAUAGAAGGACACACAGCAGGAGGAAGAAUAGGGUAUUUUGGCUUGAAAUGACACAAAUACACUAAGAUUUAAUUUUUUAUGUGAAGAUUUACAUUUUUGCAGCACAAAAUCGGAGCUUAAGUAAGAAAUAAAAUAUAAUGUCGUAUUUACUUACAAAUAUUACGCUGGAACAUUAAAACAUGUUCACAUUUUAUCUGAUAGUUUUGUAUGCAAGCACCAUAUUUUCCAACGCCAGCUUUUGUAAAUCAAGUGUUUCGUGUUGCUCAGUUACUGAUAUCUGUUUGUCACACUCAGGCAACUUGUGCAUCAGCGACACAUUGACCUUGUUUGUUUUGGCACAUUUCUUGUCAUUUUCCAUCCAACUGAGCAGAAAAACUUGUAAUUGCUCCUCAGCUAUAAAUGUUUCUCUUAAUGUUUUUACAGUGGUUCCUAUUUAUAUAUUUUAACAGAAUUUCUUAUGGUAAUAAAUGUAGAACUGUACUGUGAACUUUAUUUAGGGGUGCUGCACAUUUGAUCUUUGUUCAUUAAUUCAGCAAUAAAAUAUAAUGUCACCUGCAACCACAGAAGACUGGUGGCCUGGAAGUGCAACACAAAAUUACAAAGUCUGAAACACUUUAACAAAGCUUGACUCAUAUCUGCAUUAACCAAAACAUUCUUACAUUUCAUAAAACACAUUUACAUUAGCAAAACACUGACAAAUGGCAAAACAAAUUUACAUUUUACAAAUUUACAAAAUUACAAAGUCUGAAACACUUUUACAAAACUUGAAACUUGGCUCACUCAUAGCUUUUGGUUCAUUCCCUUUUUGUAAGAUAAUGUUUCUUAUUUGUUUCAGAAGUUUCAAAAGUGUUCUGCAAAUUAUAAAUUCGUUUCUGCUAAUGUAAAAGUGCUUCAUAUUUUAUCAGUUUGUUUUGUAAGAUGUAAAUCUAUCAUUUUAAAUUCAGUUUUUGAAAUGUUACAUAUUUUUCAUGAAAUGUUAAGUUUUCUUUGUAAGUUUGUCUGAAAUUUGUAGAAGUGUUUCAGACUUUGUAAUUUUGUAUUGCACCUUCAGGCCACCCUAGAAGACUGGUUUGAAUAAGUGAAAGCCUAAACAGAAGAUAUUUGAAGAGGAUUAUAAAUUCUGAAGUUUAAUUUUGGAGUCAUGUUACAAUUGUUUUUGUUAUAUUUGCAUUUUCACACAGCUGACUUUCUGGAUGAUCCCGUUGUUAUUCAAAUCAGAAAAAAAAGUUAACUUAGUUUAUAAUGAUGUGCACACGCUUCAGGCUCUGACAUGACAAGCACUGAUGCAUUGCGCAAAGAAAAACCUGUAGGGUUGACUUAUCAUGUCAGAGAAACUAAAGACUUUAAGGCUAAACUCAGCACAGAAAAUGCUCCUGUGGCAUAGGCUUUAUUGAAAAUAGCAGGUUUUUCUAGGAGGAAAAAAACUACAUUUUCUGCUUAGUUUAAUAAAAAGUAAGUAAGCAUG
This is a messenger RNA of Cheilinus undulatus (humphead wrasse), 4415 nucleotides long. RefSeq names its product mannose-P-dolichol utilization defect 1 protein-like. Gene Ontology annotation, biological process: oligosaccharide biosynthetic process. The transcript is spliced from 7 exons. The record is from RefSeq and is a predicted model, not a curated record. The coding region runs from base 85 to 807 and encodes 240 amino acids. NCBI's taxonomy places the organism in Eukaryota, Metazoa, Chordata, Actinopteri, Labriformes, Labridae.